AUGGGGGACCAGCCGCCUGACCCCGAGUACCCCUCCCGCCAGCCCUGGAGCCGGCAGGGUUCCCAGGGCUCGGAGCCGCGGCGCAGCGGGGAGCUCUCGCAGCCCCAGGCCCUGUCGGAGGAGGCGCGGCAGAUGCUGCUGUCCGAGGCGCGGGCCAGCCAGGACAGCCGCUCCAGGCGCCGGCUGCCCCUAAACGAGAACCUGCCCAUGAUGGCCCCGGACGCCCGGGCGACCAGCCUGGAGUACCCCACGGGGCUGGGCUUCCCCCCGGAGUUCCAGGCCCAGGGCUACAUGAGCGAGGGCAGGGUCUCGGCCGGCGAGCACACCACCCAGCUGCUGCUGCAGCAGCUCCAGCAGGGCUCCGGCGGCCUCUUCCAGCAGUUCGUCCCCUACCAGGACCCCCGGGCCAACCUGGGCCAGUUCAGCUUCUACCCGAGGGAAGAGCAGUUCGGCGAGGACACCCCGCACGGGCCCUACCUCAGGGAUGACCCUGCCCUGCCCUUCCUGCCCUCGGACCUGGGCUUCGUGCCUUUCCACGGGGAGAUGCCCGAGCCUCACCGGGAGCUGGCCGUGCAGAACGCCAAGGCCUACUUGCUGCAGACCAGCGUGGGCUGCGAACUCAGCCUGUAUGAACACCUGGUGAACCUGCUGACCAAGAUCCUGAACCAGCGGCCCGAGGACCCCUUGUCCAUCCUGGAGUUUCUGAACCGCACCACGCAGAGCGAGUGGUUCCACCCCAAGGUGGACACGCUGCAGGACGACCCCGAGAUGCAGCCCACCUUCGAGAUGGCGGAGAAGCAGAAGUCGCUGUUCUCGCGCGGCGGCGGCGGGGAGGGCGAGCAGGAGAUGGAGGAGGAGGUGACGGAGACGGUGGUGCCCAACAUCAUGGAGGCGGCCUUCUACUUCCAGCAGGCGGGCGUGGGCCUGAGCGCCGACGAGAGCUUCCGCAUCUUCCUGGCCAUGAAGCAGCUGGCCGAGCAGCAGCCGGUGCACACGUGCCGCUUCUGGGGCAAGGUGCUGGGGCUGAGCCGCAGCUACGUGGUGGCCGAGGUGGAGUUCCGGGAGGGCGAGGAGGAGGCCGAGGAGGAGGAGGCCGAGGAGCUGCUGGAGGGCGGCGACGUGCUGGAGCCGCACAGCGAGGAGGAGGCCGAGGAGGACGAGGAGAAGGCGGCCGCCGCGCCGCCGCAGCCCACCUGGCGGCCGCCGCCCGCCACCCCGCGCGAGGAGAGCCGCACGGGCGCCAACAAGUACCUGUACUUCGUGUGCAGCGAGCCGGGCCGCCCGUGGGCGCGCCUGCCGCACGUGACGCCGGCGCAGAUCGUGCAGGCGCGCAAGAUCAAGAAGUUCUUCACGGGCCACCUGGACGCGCCCGUGCUCAGCUACCCGCCCUUCCCGGGCAACGAGGCCAACUACCUGCGCGCGCAGAUCGCGCGCAUCUCGGCCGCCACGCACAUCAGCCCGCUCGGCUUCUACCAGUUCGGGGAGGAGGAGGGCGACGAGGAGGAGGAGGGCGGCGCGGGGCGCGACUCGUUCGAGGAGAACCCGGACUUCGAGGGCAUCCCCGUGCUGGAGCUGGUGGACUCCAUGGCCAACUGGGUGCACCACGCGCAGCACAUCCUGCCGCAGGUGGGCGCCGGCCAGACCCCCCGGAGGGAGCGCAUAGGGGCUUCCGAGCGAGCCUUCCAGAAUCUUUGCUCGGGUUUCCCGGGGGCGUGGGCGCCUCCCGCCCCAUCUUCCACCUCCUCGUCAUCCUCUUCGUCCUCCUCCUCCUCGUCCUCGUCCUCCUCCUCUCCGUCCUCCUCCUCCUCGGCCCGGCCGGGCCCUCCCCCGGCGGAAGAAGCCAUAGAUUUCCGGGACGAGGGGCCCGAGUGCGAGACCCCCGGCAUCUUCAUCAGCGUGGAUGGGGACUCGGGGCUGAGUGAGGCCGCGCUGCUGGACUCCAGCCUCGAGGGGCCCCUGCCCAAGGAGGCGGCGGCCAGCGGGAAGGAGGAGCGGAGCCCCCAGGCCCUCGCCCCUGCAGCCGACGAGGCCGUGAAGACCCUCAGCCCUGCCGCCGAGGAAGCGGGGGAGCCCGAGGCCAAGGGGCACAGCUGA
This is a messenger RNA of Lepus europaeus (European hare), 2094 nucleotides long. RefSeq names its product radial spoke head protein 6 homolog A-like. Gene Ontology annotation, cellular component: axoneme; radial spoke. The record is from RefSeq and is a predicted model, not a curated record. Lineage: Eukaryota; Metazoa; Chordata; Mammalia; Lagomorpha; Leporidae. Gene Ontology annotation, biological process: cilium assembly; axoneme assembly; cilium movement involved in cell motility.